This is a messenger RNA of Vicia villosa (hairy vetch), 888 nucleotides long. RefSeq lists its product as uncharacterized. The record is from RefSeq and is a predicted model, not a curated record. The transcript has 2 exons. Bases 1 to 888 code for a protein of 295 amino acids. NCBI's taxonomy places the organism in Eukaryota, Viridiplantae, Streptophyta, Magnoliopsida, Fabales, Fabaceae.
AUGACUAGAAGAAAAGGCAAAGCUGUUUCCCAAAGUUCCCCUAACAAUAAAGAAGAAGUUAAGAGUCCUGUCAAAGACUCUGUCAAGAAGAAGAGUACUUCUUCUAGUCCUGUCAAGAGAAGAGCUAUGACUAAGAGUGUAGGGGUUGGUCCCUCAAAGUCCUGGAGCAAGGUUGUUCCAAAGAAAAGGAAUGAGAGGGACAUUAUUGAAUCUGAGUCUGAUGUUGAAGUGGAUUUCCCUGACAUUCCAUCAAGGAAGAAUGCCAUUUGGUGGAAAUAUGUGCUCCAAAAGAUACUAGCAGUUAAAAGGGAAUUGGCUCCAAAUUCUAUUGAAAAAAAGGAAAUCUUCGAGCUAAUUCAAGAAGCUAGAUUAUUGAAGACUGUUUACAACAUUCCUAAAUGUUACGAGAGGCUAGUCAAAGAAUAUCUGGUGAAUCUAUCUGAAGAUUGUGGAAACAAAAAGAGUGUGGACUUCAGAAAGGUGUUUGUGAGAGGUAAGUGUGCAUCAUUCUCUCCCUCUUUGAUUAAUAACUUCUUGGAAAGAACAGAUGAAGCUCAACCUGAGCUUGAAGUAAUAGACAACAAGGUUUAUCAAGUGAUCACAGUCAGGCAAGUAAAAAGCUGGCCUCUAAAAGAAGAACUAAUUGCAAGUAAGCUGAGAAUCAAGUAUGCAAUGCUUCACAAGAUAGGAGCAGCUAAUUGGGUGCCACCGAAUCACAAAUCCACUAUCUCAGCUGUUCUUGGCAGAUUUCUGUAUGCUGUAGGAACAAAGGCAAAGUUUGACUAUGGAACAUAUAUCUUUGACCAAACUAUGAAGCAUGCUGGAAGCUUCGCUGUUAAGGGUUCUAUUGAGUUUCCAUCCCUCCUGUGUGGUAUAAUUCUGAAUUAG